Messenger RNA from Aspergillus chevalieri, 936 nucleotides. RefSeq lists its product as uncharacterized. Lineage: Eukaryota; Fungi; Ascomycota; Eurotiomycetes; Eurotiales; Aspergillaceae. The transcript has 3 exons. The record is from RefSeq and is a predicted model, not a curated record. Gene Ontology annotation, molecular function: protein binding. Bases 1 to 936 code for a protein of 311 amino acids.
AUGGCUAGUUCCGAUCUGGACCAGCUCAUUGAGAUGGGCUUUGACCAAGAAAGAGCACAGUUGGCGGUCUCCAAGGGUGGUGGUAUCCAGGGUGCUCUCGAAUGGCUCGAAGCGAACCAAGACAAGUCCAUCGAAGAGAUCAAAGCCGCCGCAGCUGAACAGGAGUCGGAAGAAGGUCCAGAGCUUCAACCUGGCGAAGUACCCCGCAGCUUGGUUUGCAACGAGUGUGGCAAGAAGUUCCGGAGUCAAGCCCAAGCGGAGUUCCACGCGUCCAAGUCUGAACAUGUUGACUUCGCGGAAUCAACGGAGGAAAUUGCACCCUUGACGGAGGAGCAAAAGAAGCAGAGACUGGAUGAGCUGAGAGAGAAAUUGGCGGCGAAGCGAGCGGCGCAGGGUGAGCAGGAUAAGGCUGACAAGAAGCGAAAUGAGGAAAUCAAAAGAAAGAGCACCAAGGAAUCACAGGACAUCAAGGAGGAGCUCGAGAGGAAACAACGGUUGAAGGACGCACAGAAGAAGAAGCAAGAGAGGCUGGAUGACAUUGAAGCAAAGAAGCGCGUCAAGGCCAAGAUCGAGGCAGACAAGGAAGCGCGACGGUUGAAAGCUGAACGGGAGAAGGCCGAACGAGCUGGCCAGGCACUUCCUCCUCAGCCGGCACCCACUGCUGGCCCAACAGUCUCCGGCCCUGUUGCCUCUAAGCCCGCCUCCGCAUACACAGAGACUCGUAUGAGGUUCCAGACGCCCAAGGGCAAUAUCAUGAAGACGCUCCCAGUCACCACGACCCUUUUCGAGGUCGCGGCGGCCUUGAAAGAACAAGACGAUGUCGAUGUGACAAGUUUCCUGCAGACCUUCCCCCGAAAGUUGUUCAACAAUGAGUUCUUCGGCGAGAGCUUGAAGGACCUUGGUCUCAUUCCUAGUGCGAGUCUUGUCAUUCAGUGA